AUGGGCUACACACUGGUCCCCGUGGAGGCUGACGUGUCGAUUGACAUGGAGUUCUUCACGAAUGGCGACUACGAAGAACUUCCGGAUGGCUGGUGCGAUUUCAAUGGGCCCGCGCAAGAGUACACAGCGCUGGCUCGUUAUAUACAGCACGAGGAAGGCACGCCCAUCGCUAAAGACAUCACGCGCUCAAUGUUUACACUUGGUGGUUCGAUCAGAUCCUGCCUGUUGAAAACGUGCAAAGCGCAUAAGUCUCCAGUAGUAUUUCGCAACGUGCACGCUGCUGGGAAGUUCGUUUUUGCAGGAUUGUCCCAUUGGGCCUCCAGGAGGCUCAGGGCAACACUCAAUGAGUUGGGACAUGUUGUGAAAGACAGGAGAGACGCUGCGAGGAGACUGAUGCACCGACCCAUGAGUCAAUCCGAAGGUUUCCUAACAUUUGACGUCAAGGAUUUCUUCAUGAGCGGCGACGCGGAGUCGUUGGUUGAAGACGUUUUGGUGUCAUUUACUGGACGGGAAAAGGCAACUAUUGGGACGUGCGCUCUGCCUGCUUCUGUACAAUCAAUAUGUUGUUUCUCGAAAUUUCCAGGGCGUGUGUGGAAGGUUGUAAAAGGAACGGGCAUGGGAUUGCAGCACAGCGGCGACCUGUCCGACCUUGCGCUGGCCAAUCGUAUGGAGCGAUGGGCCAUCAACAACUGUUUCGCUCAUGGUAUUACAUCUACCUCAGGUUUCGAGAUGACAUUUUGUGCAUCUACAAAAAAUUUAGCUAAAGCGUAUGCGUUCUACCAGGCCAUCAAGGAGCGUGCCGGCUACUUCAAGCUGCUCGUAUCUGGAGGCGGCCGUGGGUCCAUAGGGUGGCUGGAGCUCACACUGUUUAGACGCAGCGGUAGCAUAGCUUGCAAGCCUAAGUUUAAAGACAUCUUUAAUUACACCCCUCUCUUUUUGUAG
Prorocentrum cordatum is the source of this 942-nucleotide messenger RNA. NCBI's taxonomy places the organism in Eukaryota, Dinophyceae, Prorocentrales, Prorocentraceae. The record is from the annotation of a GenBank genome assembly.